Molecule: messenger RNA, 2464 nt
Organism: Leucoraja erinaceus (little skate)
Lineage: Eukaryota; Metazoa; Chordata; Chondrichthyes; Rajiformes; Rajidae
Gene: mcmbp
Product: minichromosome maintenance complex binding protein
Exons: 16
Coding region: 159-2063 (634 amino acids)
Biological process (GO): DNA-templated DNA replication
Molecular function (GO): chromatin binding
Source: RefSeq, a predicted model, not a curated record
UUGACACAGCUGGCGGCUCCGGGCCGGCGCGCGAGCUACGGAACUUGGAACUCUCGGGGACGUGAAAGUUGCACCGAGCGCGUGGUGGAGCCGGGGACCCCGCAGGUGGUGCAGCAGCAGCAGCAGCAGCAGCAGCAGCAGCAACAGCAGCAGCGACGAUGCCGGGCGGCGGCGACGACUGGGUGAACCAUCCCCUGGGCGCCGUGCACCGCAUCUUCGCUCAAAACAGUGCAGACUGGGAGAAGAAAGUGGUGGAAUUUUUCUGGGAGAAGCUGAAGGAGACAACUGCGGCCAACUGGGUGCCUUCCUUGAAUGAUGUUCCACUGCAUUACUUGAAGCCAAAUAGCUUGGUGAAAUUCCGCUGCAUGGUCCAGGACAUGUUUGAUCCAGAGUUUUAUAUGGGAAGUUAUGAGACGCUGGAGUUAAAUGCCAAAUCUAAGAUUCUACACUUUGGAAAAUACAAAGAUGUUGCUGAAUGUGGGCCCCAGCAAGAGAUUGCCUUGGACUCUCCCAAAUAUGUCACUCGGGAGAGGCAAACAUUUUAUUGUAUUCCCGUGCCUGGAGAAUCGGAGUGGGUCAAAGAAGUCUAUGCCAGUGCCUGUCAAGCUCGCGGCAAUCCUUCCACAUCCUACACUCCCAGUCGACACAAGAGGAGUUAUGAGGAGGACGAAGACAUGGAAAUGCAUCCGCCCAAACUAAAAGAGCAGUGUGCAGAUGGCUGCAGUACUUCGCUCGGAUGUGGAGACGCCAAGCGUCUGGAAAAGGAGCCACCGGCCGGGCAGCAGAACCUGUCAAACUGCACAACGUCAAUCGAUCUCAAUUUCCCGUUACCAGGGGAGAAAGGGCCCGCGUGCCUUGUGAAGAUCUACGAGGACUGGGAUAGCUUCAAGGUCAAUGAUAUGCUGGAGGUUUAUGGGGUUCUAUCAGUGGAUCCAGCACUAGGUGUAAUGAAUGAAGAGAGUUCAAAGGGUGGUUUGUCGAUUUUGGAUCCGACUGAGUGUAUGGACACCAUGGAAGAACAGCGUGUUCACAGUCCGCCGCCCUCCUUGGUUCCAAGGCUUCAUGCCAUUGUAACUCGUAAACUGCAGCACGUUAACCCGCUCCUUCCUCUCACCCUGAACGAUAAAGAAAACCAGGACUUGAUCACAAACAUUCUGCCUGAAUUAUCAACAGUCAGAGCGGAGUUGCUUGGCUUUCUUACACACGUGUUACUGGGGGACAGUCUGGCAGCUGAAUAUCUCCUGUUACACUUCAUAUCAACGGUGUACUCCCGACGUGACAUUCUUCCAUUGGGUAAAUUUACAGUCAACCUGAGUGGCUGCCCCAGGAAUAAUGGUUACACAAAACAGCUGCACAAGACCAUUCAACAACUAGUUCCGUCAUCCUACUGUCUGCCCAUGACACUCCACAACAUGAACACGCUCCGAUUCAUCCCACACAAAGACUACACAGCCAAUCGCCUUGUCACCGGAGUACUGCAACUGGCCAGCAACACUUCACUCAUGUUAGACGAGACCUUACUGGAUCAAGGGCAACUGGAUAGUACAGGAGUUCGAAAUGUGACGGCCCUGGGUAAUUUGAUUACUUGGCAGAAGGUAGACUAUGACUUCAACUACCACCGGAUGGAAUUCCCUUGCAAUAUUAAUGUACUCAUCACUUCUGAAGGAAGAUCUCUCUUACCGUCUGACUGCCAAGUCCACCUCCAAGCUCAGAUGGUUCCUGCCAAUGUGGAACAAUACAUGACGAAUUUACUGAUGGCUGUGUUGCCUUCAAUGCUGAGGAAAUUCCGCAUGUACCUGAGUUUGCUCAGGCUGAUGGACUACAGCAUCUCUGAUGAAGUGACCAAGGCAGUGGAGGAAGACUUUGUGGAGAUGAGAAAGAGUGAUCCUCAGAGCAUCACGGCAGAGGAUCUCCAUCAGUUGCUUGUUGUGGCGAGGUUGAUAUCGCUGAGCGCUGGCCACAGAACCUUGUCACGUGAGAGAUGGCAGCAAGCAAAGCAGUUGGAGGUUCUUCGCAGAAGUAGAAUACAACACAAAACGCAUGUAAACGGCAAUGAACCUUAAUGCCAGACCCUGGACUUCAAUAAAAUGCAACAGAACGUGCGUGCCAGUGGGCUUCAUGUAAAUUUACAGAGCUAACAUUCCUUCUCAGCCCACCUCACCUGCCAAACCUUUACAAUUGAGGAAAAAUCAUUGUUUUCUUUUUGUAGAACAUUUGUAUCAAAUUUUCUUACAUAAAUUUCUUAACUCUGAAUUCUGACGGAUUUAAUUCAAGAUGUCUUUGUUGCUUGUAUUGAAGUCUCUGCCAUUUACUUGAGUACAUUCAUUUGUGAAAAUGUCUUCAACAUUCCUCUAUUACCACGGUUUCUCAAAUACAGGCUAUUUUUGUAAUUUUGUAAACUGCAUAACAUUGUACUUGUUUGAAAGAAAUUGCCUUAAAAAAAAUGAAACAAGAUUUUAACUGU